Molecule: messenger RNA, 1642 nt
Organism: Doryrhamphus excisus (bluestripe pipefish)
Lineage: Eukaryota; Metazoa; Chordata; Actinopteri; Syngnathiformes; Syngnathidae
Product: transmembrane protein 198-like
Cellular component (GO): plasma membrane
Source: RefSeq, a predicted model, not a curated record
CAGAGUCAGCUGUUCAUUGGUGAACACUAAAGGCAUUCACGGAGGAAAUACACACACUGCUGAUGAACUCCUGACAAGAACGCUGCGAUUUUGACACUUUUUCCUGCCUCAUUCAUCCAACUGCAGGCGGCGUCUCAUGCUGACAACAGCAAUCCUCCCUCCAAGAUGGCCGUUACGUCACUGAACGUUACUGAGGAGCCGGUUGCUGAGGCGGACAUAUGCAUAUUUGAGAUUAAUAGCAGCCAUGACGUCAUCCCGUCUAUUGUUUGCUCCAUCUGCCUUUCUUUUGGACUCAUCUACUGUUUUUUUGGAUACCGCUGUUUCAGGAUUGUCACGUUUUUUUCUGGCUUCAUGUUUGGAUCAGCGUCUAUCCUGCUGUUCUACCAAAGUGAGCUUGUACCGGAGACCAAAGCCGGCAUUGGCCUGGGCGUGGGGGUGCUCAGCGGCCUGGUGACCCUGCUGGUGUCCACUUUGGGGAUCCUCUUGUGUGGCCUCCAACUGGGCUGCCUGCUCUCGUCAGCCACCCUCGUAGUCGUAGGACAGUUUUACAGCCUCGCACCAACGUGGGUGCCCUUGAGCGCCAUCAUGGCCGCCAGCAUCGCCACGGCUGUGUUGACGCUGCUGUGGCAGAAACUGUUUGUCAUCAUGUACACGUCGGUGUUUGGCGCCAUGACGGUGAUGCUGUGUGUGGAUUACUUGGUGGGAGCCUUCACGCUGCCUGAUCAGGUGUAUGAUAUAUUUUGUCAAGAAACCCCGCUUUCGUUAUGUUGGUUCAAUUGGGCCAUCAGUGGAAUCGGCCCUGCUUUGAGUCUUACAGGCGUAUUUGCACAGUGGAAGAUUACAGCCAAAGGAGCGUCACAUUCAGAGGCUUCACACAAAAAAAUGAAGAAACGUGCAAAAAAUCAUAAAUUCCCAGAGUCAAGAAGGCCACCACAUUAUCGUCGGCGUCGGCCUCCACUUCUAAAACGCUACACCGGAGACGUCCUUCCGCCUAGUUACCUCCGCAGCCUGCAGGAACGCCAGAUGGGAACAGGCUCCUCCACCAGCACGCACACUCUCAUUGACUUUGACUUUGAGACCGGCUCCAUGGUGCCUCUGACCGUGGCCCCUUCCGUUAUAGUGUGAUGGAGCAGAGGAACGGAGGGGGGGGUCAUCCAGAUCAGUUCUUUGGCUUCAUGCAUGAAAAAGACGCUUGAAUUGCAUCUCUCUCAUGACGUUACGACAUAGUGGUGGAUACCUAUACUGAUACUAUACUCGUACAUUCAUUCAUUCAUUUUCUACCGCUUUUUCCUCACGAGGGUCGCUGUCAUCGGGCGAGAGGCGAGGUACACCCUGGACUGGUGGCCAGCCAAUCACAGGACAAACAACCAUUCACACUCACAUUCAUACCUAUGGACAAUUUGGAGUCGCCAAUUAACCUAGCAUGUUUUUGGAAUGUGGGAGGAAACCGGAGUACCCGGAGAAAACCCACGCAUGCACGGGGAGAACAUGCAAACUCCACACAGAGAUGGCCGAGGGUGGAAUUGAACCCUGGUCUCCCAGCUGUGACCGCCGUGCCGCCCUAUACUCGUACAUUAUAAGAUAUAUUCCAAACAAAGUCACUUUAAUAUAUGCAAUAUUUAUCUUGAAACAUAUUACUUUC